This is a messenger RNA of Ciona intestinalis (vase tunicate), 3019 nucleotides long. The record is from RefSeq and is a predicted model, not a curated record. Lineage: Eukaryota; Metazoa; Chordata; Ascidiacea; Phlebobranchia; Cionidae.
AUUGAAUGACAAGUGUGAAGUUUAGAAGCAGUUAACGUUAUUGAUAAGACAAUGACGCACAAAACACGUCAUAACAAAACGCAUUCUAUAGCUUUGUUUUAGUAUAUGUCAUAAACCACAGGUGUAUAUAACCCAUACGUAUGGCUUGUCGGUUAUAUAUAUAAGCAGAAAGAAUUAUUUGCAGAUCAGAAAGUCUUACGGUGUAGUUGGCGCAACAUACGAAAUAGACCAUAACUGUUUCUUUAUCUUUAUAUCAGAUCAGAUAGAGCUACUGCGUAUAACGCUAAAAUAAACAUGGGUAUCAAGUUUCUGCUGAUAGUUUGUGUGCUUGGCCUUUUCAAGGAUUCUGUCGCACAGACCCCACUUUUUUGCUACCCGCCAGUGAGUGUCGCGUUCGCCCUAUACACACCUCUACGAGCUUCCUACCCCAUUGGCACUACAAUAAUUUUCACAUGUAGAUCCGGUUACACAUUCGCUCCAUCAAGCGGACAGUCCGCAGUAUGCGAACGAACAAACAACGCUGCCCGCGUUACAUGGAGGAUACAGAACAACCAAAAUACCAUCUCUUGUAUACCUGCUGGGCCAGGACCGGUCACUGCGGGACCAGUAACCCUACCAGUUAUUAUACCAACUGCUUCCGUUGCCCCAGCAAUAUUAUCUUGCGGCCAAUGCCCGCUAAGAUCCACAUGCCAACAAUACAACAACGCUCCUAUCUGUGUUUGUAACGACGGUUACUUCAACGCAUACGGAAUUUGCAGAGAAAGAAGUGAUGCCGUACCAGCACAAUGCCGGGCCCAAGGUUGCCCACCAAACAGCGACGCAUAUCUUCUCGAUGGUCGAUAUGUCCACAUUUGUAAACCGACCCACUUCGUGUACGGCAGUAUAUGUGCGCCAAGACAAGUUACACCAUCAAUCACAAGAUGCUCCAUCCCUGCGGUCGGUGGUAACGUCAUCAUCCUUGCUCCAGUGGAUAAAAGGUUCUGGAAUCUUGGCGAAGUCAUCAGUUAUACUUGCCCCUCACCCAUGGUUGCCACUCCCGCCGAUCACCGGCAAGCUACAUGCAUGAGCUCAGGUCUUUUCAGCAACCCUUCACCGUCCUGUGUGAUGCCAGCAACAGCAAGAACCACGACCCAAGCUCCAGUCACACAAGUUAACAUCCGUUGUGUCAGACCACCAAUCCCAGUCAACGGUCAAGUCAUUGCCACAAACAACCAAGUAUCGUGGGGUGUAGGACAACGUGUGUUCGUGCGUUGCAACCCAGGCUAUCAGCUAACAGGAGACAACUCAUUCGUUUGCCUCUCUAACGGACGAUGGUCCCAAGUCGUCAUCAUUUGUGCUUUGCCCACAAGACAACCUGACGUCACAGCACCUUGCUACUCUCCAAUUGCACCAGAGAACGGUUUCGUUUCACCAGUUGGCGACUUCACAUGGAAUGCUGGCGACCAAGUUACAUACAGUUGCCGACCUGGCUACAUCCUCACAAGACCCGCCGUCCAAACUUGUCAAGCAAAUGGAAACUUCUCGAGUUCUCCACCAGAAUGUGUUCGUUCUACCGCCACUUGCGAACCACCACCGGUUCCCUUCUAUGGCUCGCAUGAUAAACAAGACAUGACAGUAUUCGCUCAAGGUACUCGAGUUACAUACACUUGCAACACUGGUUACACUAUGUUUGGAACUGCUACCAUUGUGUGCCAGGCAGGCGGACAGUACUCGAGCCCAGCACCUACUUGCAUCGGAAGCGGCGUACAAACCAGACCUGCAGUCCAGCCAACAGUUGGAAUCGUUCAACCUACCGCUAUCGUCAUCACAUGCCCAGAGCCAGUACCACCACAAAACGGUUAUAUCUCAGCCGGUCAAAAGCAAGUCUACUUCCCAGGCAACUUUGUAACAUUUGAUUGUCGAGGCCCUUACGUCAUCCAAGGAAAUCCACAAGUCAUCUGCCAAGGAACCGGACAAUUCACACCAACCAAUCUUGUCUGUAUUCUGCCAAGAGUUCCAGUCACAUUGCCACCAGUUGUCCCAACAGUUCCCUUCCGCACGCUUGUUCGAGUGACUACUAACCCACCACCCGUAGUUAAUGUAGUUACUUGCACCAACCCCCCUGUACCAGCAUUUGGCGUUUCUUCGUCCGCCACGUACCAGGUUGGAUCAGCUUUUACAUACCAAUGCCAACCUGGAUAUAUCGUUGCCGGAGACACUUUCACAAUCUGCCAGUCCAACGGUCAAUUUGAAACCAAAAUUACAUCAUGCGUAUUAGUUCCGCCAAUCACAACAACAGUGUCGGCGCCAAUUGGUUGCCCGAGGCCGAACCCUCCCACGAAUGGAUACAUUUUGGGCGAAUCAACUUUCUGGGGCAUCGGCCAGAUGCUUCUGUACGCUUGCAACCCAGGGGCCAACCUUGUCGGCAGCGAAGGCGUGCUGUGCCGUCCGGACGGUACCUUCGACCCCGCCCCCCAAUGCAUAAAUGUCCGCCCGCCAUCAGCUUCAUGCACCCCUUCACCGCCACCUAACGGUCGCAUCCGACCAGAUGGGAAAACAGGGUACAUACCCUUAGACGUCAUCACCUACGAAUGUAACAGCGGAUACGUCGGAGUUGGUUUGCCAACAGCCGUAUGCUUGAGUGAUGGACAAUGGCGUGCUGACCGUUUCGUUUGCCGACCUUCGCUAGACCGUGCUCUUAUUCCCAACACAUGCCUUGCUAGCGACAUCACACCUGACAACGCAAUCCUUGUUCCUCCCACCAAGCUUAUUUACAACGCUUACGACACUAUAACUGUUCAGUGCCUCCCAGGGUUCGAAUUAGUUGGUGAUGCUACUGGGACUUGCACUGAAGAUGGCCCUCAUUUCGUUAACCUUCCACCACGAUGUGUUCAAUCACUUCUUGGAGCAGCCAUAUCCGCGAUCACCGGGUAAAGAGAUCAACACAGGGAAUUCCCCUAUUAUGUACAGUAUUAACUCUAAGCGAAAGUUAUUCAGAUUUUUGUAUCAACAUUCGCAAUAAACCUACUUUGAAAUUAAA